CUUUAACAGGACAGACGAGUACGAGAUGACGGUUGACGACUGCAAGCUGCGCGCCUCUGGCGGUUAUCACCUGAAGCACAUGUCGAUGCUGUACAAGAAAGGGGAAGACGCCGUCCAGAUUUUGCGUUUCACUCGCAACGGAGUCAACCUUAGCAACAGAUCUCAGAUAUUUUCUACAUUAUACUUUUACGGAACUCUCUCGUCCCAUGUCAAGUGUCAUCUCUUCUCCAAUAGCCUGGUCCGACACAUCGUGGACAGGGAUUUAAAGAUUCUCCAAGAGUCGACCUACACGUCAAUUCCCUUACAUUACGGGCUCUUACAUUCGUCCAUCAGUGCCCUACAAAGUGAGGGGAACGUGUCGAGGUUUCUCGGGUACGGAGGGGUCGGCAUCAGGGAGAGCCUUAUGGAAGAGAGCAGGAAUAUGCGCGCAUGGGAGGGGCACCAGUCCGGCCGCCGCUGGGACUUACUGGGACAGGAGAGUCUACUCUACAAACUCUUCCGGUCCAGACAAGCACUACGUGACGUCAUGAGGCGCCACGGGGUCGAUCAGAAGUUGUUGGAGGCGCUUUUCAACCACAUCGUCGUCCACGCUAUGGACCAUUAUGGCUGCGAUAAGUCUUCCAACCUAAGGUUUUCCCUCCACCCCUGGCAUGUGGGAUGCAGCACCCACCAGGCCUUCAACACUAACAUGUUCCGGGUCCUGAUCGUCCGGCCCAACCUCAACCCACUCGCACCCAACACUCUCCGCUCCAUCAACAAGCCGUUCUACCGGGACUUGUACCGGGAACUGAAGAUCAUACACCCCCAAGUGGCGGAGGAAGCGACUGCUAGUGUCAUGUACUAGCUAUAACUCAGACUUCCGAUGUUCCGAAUAUAAUUUCAUCAGAUUGGUAAACCGUAACAUAGUAAAUGUAUGUAAGUUCGCGGGGAUUUAAUUUCGCGGUAGCGAGAAAAAGGACUUUUCGUGGUGGAUUUAAGUUCGCG
Messenger RNA from Branchiostoma floridae (Florida lancelet), 984 nucleotides. RefSeq lists its product as uncharacterized. The coding region runs from base 26 to 844 and encodes 272 amino acids. The transcript is spliced from 3 exons. The record is from RefSeq and is a predicted model, not a curated record. Lineage: Eukaryota; Metazoa; Chordata; Leptocardii; Amphioxiformes; Branchiostomatidae.